GCUCUUCUAUUUACCCCUGUAGCUUGUGUGUGUGUAAUCGAGAGAGAGAGAGAGAGAGAGGAUGGAGAAGGGAAGAGUGCAAGCAAUAGCUUCUCAAGCUAUAGCAACUGACACCAUCCCUGAGGAGUUCAUAAGGGCCAAGGAGGAACAACCAGCAGCCACCACCUACAAUGGACCAGUCCCUCAAAUCCCCACCGUCGAUCUCAGCGAACCAAAUAAAGACAAUCUAGUCUGUUCAAUCGCCAGUGCAAGCGAAGAAUGGGGCAUCUUCCAAGUGGUGAAUCAUGGAAUACCAGUAGAGGUGAUACAGAAGUUGCAGAAGGUUGGAAAAGAGUUCUUCGAGCUCCCAGAAGAAGAAAAAGAAGCCUACUCUUCUGUUCCUGGAUCCAUUGAAGGUUAUGGAACUAAACUUCAGAAGGAACAAGGAGGGAAGAGAGCUUGGGUUGAUUUCUUGUUCCACAACAUAUGGCCUCCUUCUGUUAUCAACUACCAAUUCUGGCCCAAGAACCCAAUUGCUUACCGGGAAGCUAACGAGGAGUAUGCGAAGUACUUGAGGGCAAUGGUGGAGAAGCUACUGAGGUUCUUGUCAUUAGGGUUAGGGCUGGAAGGAAAUGCGAUAAGAGAAGCCAUGGGUGGAGAUGAGUUGGAAUACCUUUUAAAGAUCAAUUACUAUCCACCUUGCCCUCGCCCUGAUCUGGCUCUUGGCGUGGUGGCCCACACUGACAUGUCAGCCAUCACCGUUCUGGUACCAAACGAGGUUCCUGGGCUCCAAAUCUUCAAAGAUGACCAUUGGAUUGAUGCUAACUACAUUCGUAAUGCUCUAAUCAUCCAUAUCGGUGAUCAAACUGAGAUACUAAGCAAUGGAAAGUACAAGAGCGUGUUGCAUAGAACUACUGUGAACAAGGAGAAGACAAGGAUUUCAUGGCCAGUGUUUUGCUCGCCGCCAAGGGAGAUGGUUGUAGGGCCUCUACAUCAGCUUACCAAUGAACAGAAUCCACCGAAGUACAAAAGCAAGAAAUUUAAGGAUUAUGAGUAUUGCAAGCUCAAUAAACUUCCUCAGUAAAAUGUUGAAUUUGAAAAGAAUAUGAUCCUGGCUAAUUACAAUUUUGGUUUUAAUUCUUUACCAUAAGUUAUUUUUUCAUGUAGAGGGAUGAUUUGAUCAUUUUGAAUUUUUUUUUUUUUUUUUUUAAUCAUGUGGAGUGAGGUCCACAUCCUCUAUAGUCGCUGCAACGGUGCAGUGAGCAUCCCGUGGCUGGGAGUAUCCGAGUACACACCCAAAGGGCUACCAACCACCAGAUGCUCAUUACAUCAGUGCAGUGGCUGUAGAGGAUGUGGAGGUUGUUGAGUGAUGAUUUGAUCAUUUUGAUUGUUGAAUAGAUAGAAUGGUCAUUAAAUGUUACUUCUUUUUUUGCUUUUGGUAAAUUUCAUUGAAUGCAAGUAAAUGUUAAAAUUUAUAAACCAUCAAUGUAUAUUGUUUUGUACCA
Macadamia integrifolia is the source of this 1484-nucleotide messenger RNA. Its product is annotated as flavonol synthase/flavanone 3-hydroxylase. The record is from RefSeq and is a predicted model, not a curated record. The transcript is spliced from 3 exons. Gene Ontology annotation, biological process: response to light stimulus. Gene Ontology annotation, molecular function: flavonol synthase activity. Lineage: Eukaryota; Viridiplantae; Streptophyta; Magnoliopsida; Proteales; Proteaceae. Bases 62 to 1063 code for a protein of 333 amino acids.